This is a messenger RNA of Dentiscutata heterogama, 1119 nucleotides long. NCBI's taxonomy places the organism in Eukaryota, Fungi, Glomeromycota, Glomeromycetes, Diversisporales, Gigasporaceae. The record is from the annotation of a GenBank genome assembly.
AUGUCAAAAACAACCCAUACCAAGAAAGAAACCAGAGUGGACGAUGACGGCGCUGUCCACACAGUUACCACUACCACCGUUACUUAUUCUGGUUCUCAUUCGAAAGGCUUUAAUUCAAAUAUAAACGAUUUCUUGGCCGAUAGUAAUUUUGACUUUAACAAUGAGGGUUUUGGCAAGGAUUUCUUUUCAAAAAUUAAGCGUGUAUCUUAUGAGAAACCACAUGAACAACCAGCACACUUACCAGAAGAGUAUACGCUUUACAAAAAACCAACACAAGAGGUUCAAUAUCUCAAGUCUGAUUGUAGCGGACAUAAAAGAGCACUUUUGAUUGGAAUAAAUUACAUUGGUACUAAAUUCAAAUUGGAAGGUUGUAUCAAUGAUGUCAAGAAUAUCAAAGAAUUCUUGAUAAACCAUUUUAAGUUUAAAGAGUCGGAAAUUGUAGUUUUAACUGAUGAACAACAUGAUCAGUCAAGAAUUCCAACAAGGGAAAAUAUCCUUAAAGAGAUGAAGGCUCUUGUUGCUAAUGCUCAACCACACGAUUCUGGUCAUGGUGGUCAACAAAUAGACACAGAUGGAGACGAAGAAGAUGGUUACGAUGAAACAAUCAUGCCACUCGACUUUCAAACACGCGGUCAAAUUAUUGAUGAUGAAAUGCAUCAUAUACUAGUGGAUGGCCUCCCAGCCGGGUGUAGAUUAACGGUGGUAUUUGAUUCAUGCCAUUCUGGCACAGUACUUGAUUUGCCGUACGUGUACUCAACUCACGGCAAAGUAAAAAAACCGCAUAUAAUUCAACAUGCAAUCAAUGCUGGUAUUAAGUAUAUACAAGGUGACAGAGAAGAUGCUAAAACUGUUACAGCGCAAGCACUUUCGGAGCAAAAAAUUCGCAGGAAGAAUCUAGAAACUAAAUCAAGUCCUGCAGAUGUUAUUAUGUUCAGUGGAUGUAAAGAUGAACAAACAUCCGCAGACGCUUCUGGAAGCGGUCCCGCCACUGGUGCUAUGUCACAUGCUUUAAUUACUACGUUGAGACAAGAUAGUCAUCAAACAUAUCACUCAUUACUGAAUAAUAUAAGAGAUAUUCUUCGCGAUAAAUAUUCUCAGAAACCACAAUUAAGCGCGUGA